CUCCUCCUCUCGGCUCGUCUGGCUACCUCUCCUACUCCUCUCCACACAAACAGUCCCAUUUAGAACAGCAUGGUCAUGGCUGACAGUGUCCAAAAGCCGCAGAUCCGGGGUCCCGUCCGAGUGGGCUUCUACGACAUCGAGCGCACUUUAGGAAAGGGCAAUUUCGCUGUCGUGAAAUUGGCCCGGCACCGCAUAACCAAGACCGAGGUGGCCAUUAAGAUCAUCGACAAGACCCAACUGGAUGCUGUCAACCUGGAGAAGAUUUACAGAGAGGUUCAGAUCAUGAAAAUGCUGGACCACCCUCACAUCAUUAAGCUCUACCAGGUGAUGGAGACGAAGAACAUGCUUUACUUAGUCACGGAGUAUGCCAAGAAUGGGGAGAUCUUCGACUAUCUGGCGAAGCAUGGCCGUCUCAGCGAGCUGGAGGCCAGGAGGAAGUUCUGGCAGAUCCUGUCGGCGGUCGAGUACUGCCACAACCGAAACAUCGUCCACAGAGACCUGAAGGCUGAGAACCUGCUCCUGGAUGGACAUAUGAACAUCAAGAUUGCAGAUUUUGGAUUCGGAAACUUCUUCCAGCCCGGGGAACCUCUGGCCACAUGGUGUGGCAGCCCGCCCUACGCUGCUCCAGAGGUCUUCGAGGGACAGCAGUACGAGGGCCCUCAGCUGGACAUCUGGAGUAUGGGGGUGGUACUGUACGUCCUGGUGUGUGGCGCGCUGCCCUUCGACGGGCCCACUCUGCCCGUUCUCCGACAGAGAGUCCUAGAAGGAAGGUUUCGCAUCCCCUACUUCAUGACUGAAGACUGUGAGCACUUGAUCCGCAGGAUGUUGGUCCUGGACCCAUCAAAGCGUCUGUCUGUGGCCCAGAUUAAGGAGCACAAGUGGAUGGCUCUGGAUGUGCCGGUGCAGAGGCCUGUCCUGUACCAGCAGCCUCUGUCUGCUGAGGGAGAGGCGGGUGUGGGAGAAUACAGCGAGCAGGUCCUGCGCCUCAUGCACAGCCUCGGCAUCGACCAGCGCAAGACGAUCGAGUCGCUCCAGAACAAAAGCUACAACCACUUUGCUGCUAUCUACUAUCUGCUGGUGGAGCGGCUCAAGGCCCAUCGCUGCAGCUUCCCCGUCGAACAAAGACUCGACGCCCGCCAGCGACGACCCAGCACCAUCGCCGAGCAGACUGUCGUCAAGUCGACCAGUGGUUCGGCCCAGGUGGGUUUGCUCCCGCAGGGCGUUCGUCUGUUGCGCUCCCCCGCUGUGCCCCAAGCGUCCACCGAUGCUUUCACCUUCUCGCAGACUGCAUGUCCCCUGGAGCAGAGUUUCAUGGUGGAGGAUGUAAACACGCCCAAAGUAAACGGCUGCCUGCUGGACCCCCUGCCUCCCACCACUGUCCUCCGCAAGUCUUCCACCUCGUCGCCUAGCAACAUGAUGGAGACAUCGAUUGAUGAGGGCAUAGAGACGGAGGAGCCCGACACGGAGGACGAUCCCCCCCACCUGCUCUCGGCCUAUCAAACGGCUCGGUUUGGCCAGAGGAGACACACCCUGUCUGAAGUCACUAAUCAGCCGGGGACAUCGAACCAAGGUAAAUUGUUCACCCUGGGCCACAACCCCUCCAUGGGCAGCGUGGACUCCGACAUCGGCUACGACAUGGGCUCCAUGCACAGCGACCUCGGUCUGCUGGAGGAUCCCCCCUCCCUCAGCGAAGUGGUACCAGCCAACAGCUCUGCCCCCGGCGUCGCCCCCACGCCUUUCCUGAGCACGCGGCCUGCCAACCCAGCGAUGGCCGCCCUGACUUCCCAGCACAGAGAGACGCACAACCGGUCCCCCAUCAGCUUCAGAGAAGGACGCCGCGCCUCCGACACCUCCCUCACCCAAGGUCUGGUCGCGUUUCGCCAGCACCUCCAGAACUUGGCGAGGACCAAAGGCAUCCUGGAGCUGAAUAAAGUCCAGAUGCUCGUGGAGCAGAUGGGCUCCGGGGAUGGGGCCACCAUGGGCCCCCUGGGACCACAGCACCACUUGCACAAUCUCCUCGAGGGUGAGGCAUGCAAGCAGCAGGAGGGCCUAGCUUUAUACCCAGGCGGGCCGCAGCCGCCUCUCCUUUCCCGCAGACAGAGCUUGGAGACUCAGUACCUCACUCACAGGCUGCAGAAGGCCAACGUCUUGGCUAACAGUCCCGCUAGCUGCCAGCUUUUCUGUAAAGAGACUCCUCGAAGUUUAGAGCAACAGCUGCAGGAGCACAGACUGAACCAGAAGAGGAUGUACCUGCAGCAGUCGCAGGGCCUGGGCCUGCAGGCCUACUUCAACCAGAUGCAGAUAGCUGAAGGAUCCUACCCGACAGGAAACCCGGCUCUGGACCCAUCGGCGCCGCAGAGCCCCCCUCAGGGCCCCCCCCUGCCGGCCGGCCACCAGCCUCAGCCCCAGCAGCCGGGCAGUCCUCAGGCCUCCCCGCCCUUCGGCCACGGCCUGAGCCCGCUGAUGGAGCCGAGCGAGGGCCUGGUCUACGACCCCUACAUGAGCCAUCACCACUACGCCCAGCACCUGCCUGCCGGGCCUCACCUCCACCACCAACUCCACCACCCCCAGCCUCACGAGGCCUCCGCCGCCAGCCUGGGCUACAGCUACCCUGCGGGAUGUGACCAGCAGGUGCUGGGCCCCCCCGCCGAGCAGUACGACUUCUCUCUGGACCCCGCCUCGCUGCCCCACGCCGCCGCGGGAGACGCCGUAGCCGGGGUCCUGGGCGGACCGGGGCAGCCGGACGGCCUGGUCCUGCCCGAGCUGCAGGGCUCCCUCCUGGACAGUGAGAUGAUGGAGACGGUGGACUCGCAGCACGGCUUCGUACUGGUCAACUGAAGCCGGCCGAGAGCUCGACAGCGUUCAGUAUUAAGCAACGAGAACCUUCACAGCAUUAAGAGCAGAGAGGACGGAGAUGGACGGAGGCCCUACGCGUAGCAACAGGGAAGGAAGUGUCCAUUUCUCUUUUUGUACAACUAAUACAAACUUGAUCUCCUAGUUGUGACGAACCUCAAACUUUCUACCAAAACUCUUCCUUUAGCCUACCUCCCUUUCUCCCUCGACUCCUCUGUUCUCGUCGUCGCCGUCGGCCUCGCCGGGCUGGAGCAGGUCCGACUCGUGGCGCAGCGUCACCUCGGGUCUUCGGCGAGGCCGCUGAGCCACCUUGUGAAGACUGCGCCGUGUCGCGCCGGUGGUGGUGAGAGAGCGGAGCGGAGGCCGGCGCCGCCUCCGCCGCGUCUCACCUGCACGUGGUUUGAAACCGAACUCGUUUGGGACUGACGGAGUGGCAACCGGAAGCACAACGGCUGGCAGAGCGUUUUGUAUUUAACAUAGGACACCACUGAGAACAAUGGACUGGUUGCCCAGACACUUUUUUUUUUUUCAAAAAGAUUCCAGUAGAUGAGAAAGGAUUUUUGUUGUUGUUGUUGUUUUUGUUUUGUUUUGUUUUUUUCUUUCAAGUGAAGACGCCCUCAUUUAUCAUGGUACCGAAUAGCACCACAACUUCAAAUGUUAAAUGUGCUUUAUUUCCAGACGCUAUUUAGACACUAAUGUGCAGAGUCGAGCGUGGCUGUUUUAACACUAUUCCUUCAACAUACUUCUGCCUUCUCUUCAAACACCUCAGACAUGCUACACUGGUGUUUUUACCUGCGAUAAACUCAUCAAGCUUCUCUUUUUUUUUUUUUUUUAGUUUGAUCCAUGAGGAUAUCAGCUAUGUGUGACAUUGAUUAUAAGUUGUUUUUGUAAAUUCUAACUACUGAUCCUGAUUGAUUUCUUACACUACUGAACGGCUUCUCUGCCUUUCCCCCAUUCGACGGCGCGCAGAUUUCCGAAGCGAUGAAGUCAGCCGCCGGGUUUCGCCGGUGAAGCGGCCACAUUUAAUAGUUGAAAUGCGGACGGUGCGUUUUCCUGAUAAAUGAGGGCUGGUUGUGAUUCGAACGCGCUGGGCUGAGAAGUUGCGGUGUUGAAUAAGUCGAUGUUAUUCUAUUUUCGUGGCAAUACUGAAGCAAUAUUAAUCCUGAACGUUGGAGGGAUUGUGUAUGACAAGCGUCACCUGUACAGCCGCUCCGAUUGGUUCCUGAGGUCCUGCGAGUCGUCAGCAGGGACGUCACUCGAGCUCAUGAUGUAACCAGGAGAUAAUCUCUCACCCUUUUUUUUUUUUUUUUUUUUUUUUGCCCUGGCAGUGCAGGGAUUAGCCUGCAGACGGCUGAAUGGAUGGUACUGUGCAAAAACUUUCACAACAUGAAAAGUCAAACAGUGAAACCAGGAGGAGCUUUUAUCGUCCGCCCGCCCUUUAACUCGGCAGCGGUUCUCGCCGGUACUCUUGCACACAGUGUCCUCCAGGUACUUUAAGGUAGUUUGGCUUGUUGCGAGCAUCUUGGAGAGCUCGUUCUGUCUCGGUAGCCUCAGACUGACUCCAUGGUGGGAUCAGUGCUGCAGAGCGGGACAAUCAGCUGCUCUCAUCGUGGUUUCACAAGCAAACGCAAACAUUUCAGUCGUUUUUGGUUCUUAUUACACCUCAUAAGUCAUAAAACUCAAAGCUAUAGCUGAAAUGUUAGAGGUGUUAAAAGAGCUGAUAAACCUUUUCAGUGAUAGUAAUUUUAAGAUUUACCUGCACAUUUCAGAUGGAAAGCUUAAACAUCCCACUUUUCAGAGAUCUUUUUGCACAGUACUGUGGGAGUGUGUUCAGUUGAGAACUGAGAUUUCCCGCGUCCUUCAUUAGAAUAAUCACAACUGAGCUUCCCCCUCUGUCGGUGCAGUCGUAGCUUUUAGAUUAAUUCUGGUUUACAUCCUCAAAGCUCCAGUCAUGCCUCUGUGUUGUUUUAAUGAUGUGUUGCGUUAAAUCACAAUGAGAUGACCCCUCGAUGAUUCCCCGCGUCCGAUUUCGUUGAGGAAUGUUUCGUCUCUGACGUCGAGGCUGCUGCGAGACGAAGGCCACCUUCACACUGGAUUCCCUCUGUUGGCUCUUUUCCAGCACUUAGACUGUGUUCAGUCAGCUCGAAGCACACGGACGCAUCUCCUCUGACAGAAGAUCCGACUAAACCUACGGGACGGCGAACGCCACAGGGCCGAGACGACCGGACUGUGCGGCCUUCGGUGGCCUUGGGGUCAGCUGCAGGAGUGUUUGUGCAGAUUAAGCCUCUCUUUGCUCAUAUCUUAAUCGGAGACGUUUGGGACUGGCAGUUACUCAGUAGUGAUGGUAGGAAAUUGUGGACCAACUGUGGUUGCAGUCCUGUGCAAAACUUCAUGACAAAAUCCCCCCCAAAAUGCUUUUUUAUUAAUAUUUAAGACCGUUUCAAUUUGAUUGUCAGAUUAUUCCCAGCGACCAUUGCUUGAUUCGUCCCGUUUGGAACACUCAUACAGAACUUAACCACUGCUCCCUCGCUGCCCCGGACGGAAACAAUAACGGUGUGUAGCUGAAGAGCGUUCACACCUGCCAUUGUGUGCCGACGGCAUACGAUCAGUGUUUGGACAUUUGACGUGCCGGUCACCUUUUCACCCUGACGUUUCACAGUCGCACAGGCAGCGACGGUAAUAAGCCCAAAAACAAUAGCCGGAGUGGAGCAGAACAUGCAGCAGGACAGGUCCUGCACCUGCCUUAUUAGAUCCACCCGCCAGUCUACACACACACACACACCAUUGUCUGUUUGAUCACACAGCCGCAUUUUGUUGAGAAGUCAGCUCACGCCCUGUCGAAGAGGCGGAGCUACACACACAUUUCAACAACAGAAAAUCAGAACACCAUCAUCUGCAUAUGUUUUAGAUUUACCACACAAAAUAAACUGAAAUAUGGCAGCUUUAACAAACCAGAAGAAUCAAAACUACAGUAUCUCGAAAUCUGGGAGUAUCUCAUGAAAUAAGGUUUUUUUUUUUUUUCUGUUUUGAAGAAAUAAGUGUAUCUUGAGAGACACUUGAUUUUAAUUCCUCCACAGAUGAAAUACUAUUAACAUUGACUGAUGGUAAAAGAGCAUUGCUACAUGGUGGAUUUUGCCUUGAAGUGAAUCUUUUGACGAUUGUUUUUUUUUUUCCUUGGUUUUGUCCACGGCCGCGGCUGAACUGCGGCGGUGGAGUACUGGAGCACUUUUUUUUGACAACGCGGGGAAGGAGCGAUGUAGCGAGAGGAGGAGGAGGAGGUGGAAAAGGCUCGUAUUGCUCCGCCGUUUCCUGGUGGAUGAAACGAGCCGUUAAUCUGUAGGAAACACCUUUCUCCUCCCUCUUCCCCACCAAUAAUGGACACAAAACAAAUUUCUUUCAAAGAAAGACCAGACGUAGUCACACUUUUAUUUGAUUGUUGAUUUUAAUCAGAGGAAGAGCGACACUUCUCAGUUUAUUAUGAUGAGUGUUUUGUACAGAUUUCGGGGGGGUGUAGUGACUCUGCAGUGCGCUCUGCUCGCACUGAGGUGAAUUUUGUGUUGAAUAGUGUUCAGUGUGCCUUUUACUUUUCAUAUUUUCACUCUAAAUUAAGAUUUUUUUUCUUUUUUUUUUCUUUUUUUUUUGAAUAGCACCGUUGUUUUCUGGUUGGACCCUUUCUAUCAUUUAUUUUGAUUACUUCUGUCUCUUUCUGUAUAUUCUCUCUCUCUCUCUCUCUCUCUUUCUCUCUAUAAAAGUAAGUAGAGCCAGGUUUUACAAAGGUACAAAACCAAAGUCCCUCAGAAGUUUCCCUGUACGACCCACCGUGUGGAGUUUUGGAGCUUCUUUGUCAGCUUCUCUACCGUGCUUUUCUCUCUCUCUCUGUCUUUCACUCUCUCUCUCUCUCUCUCUCUCGUUGGUCAAUCAGUGUAUGACAUUUAAAAGUAUUAUAGCAAUAUUUCUCUAGUUCAAGACUAAACUCAUGAAGAUUCUAGUGGAUGUGUUUCCAAGUAUCAUAAUUUCACCUCCUGCUGAGAAAAUGACAAAAAAAGAAUCUAUCAAUAGAAAUCCAGUUUUAUAUUUACCUUCAUUGAUGUUGACCACACAUAAGCUAACUUGCUGUUGAGAUUAAAAAAAGGUUUAUUGAACAGAG
Messenger RNA from Salarias fasciatus (jewelled blenny), 7000 nucleotides. It is a transcript of the gene sik2b, whose product is annotated as salt-inducible kinase 2b. Bases 70 to 2838 code for a protein of 922 amino acids. Gene Ontology annotation, molecular function: ATP binding; tau-protein kinase activity. The record is from RefSeq and is a predicted model, not a curated record. Gene Ontology annotation, cellular component: cytoplasm. Gene Ontology annotation, biological process: intracellular signal transduction; microtubule cytoskeleton organization; protein phosphorylation. The transcript is spliced from 15 exons. Lineage: Eukaryota; Metazoa; Chordata; Actinopteri; Blenniiformes; Blenniidae.